GGGUAGCCCCCCCAAUGGAAUCCUCCCGGGAGCCGAGCAGGCGCGUGCGUGUGCGGCCCCCACCAUCCCCCGGCCUCCGUCCCUGUGCCCGGACUCCGUCAGUCGGCGCCGCUGCUGCAGAGCUGUCCCGGGGCCGGGCCGGGGCUGGAGGGAAGCAGGGCCCGCCGGGGUCCGCGGGAGGCGGGGGCGCCGGGGCCCCUGGAUGUCCCGGAGUGCGGCGGCAGCCCCCGAGAGGAGCGGAGCGAGCGCACCCAGCUGUUGUGGAGGCGACUCCGUAAGGGCCCCACCCGCGGACAAUGCGGGCCAGCCUCCCCCCCACCCCAAUCCGGUCUGAUCCGAUCCGACCCGACCCGGGAGGCCCAUGGACAGGAGGGACCAGAGACGUCUCCCUGUCACCUGUCACCUUCAGCAUCACUAGCCCCCUGCCCUCGAAGCCAGCUGUGCUGGACGGAUGUCUCCGCCUGCUCUUGGGUGCCCUGUGUGAUCGUCCUGGGGAAAGGCCCAGGAGGGCCGAUCAGCGUUUGUCCUCAGCCCCUCCUCGCCUGGCCCUGGGGCCCCCCCAAACCUUCAGGACGGAGCCCGACGGCGCUGGCACCAUGAACAAGCUGCGUCAGAGCCUACGGCGCAGGAAGCCAGCCUAUGUCCCUGAGGCUUCCCGCCCGCACCAAUGGCAGGCCGAUGAGGAUGCUGUUCGGAAGGGCAAGUGCAGCUUCCCAGUCAGGUACCUUGGCCACGUAGAGGUGGAAGAGUCCCGAGGCAUGCACGUGUGUGAAGAUGCCGUGAAGAAACUGAAGGCGACUGGGAGGAAAUCCGUGAAAUCUGUGCUGUGGGUGUCGGCAGAUGGGCUACGUGUGGUGGAUGACAAAACCAAGGACCUGCUGGUGGAUCAGACCAUCGAGAAAGUCUCAUUCUGUGCCCCCGACCGAAACCUAGACAAAGCCUUCUCCUACAUUUGCAGGGAUGGCACCACCCGACGCUGGAUAUGCCACUGCUUCCUGGCACUCAAGGACUCGGGUGAGCGGCUGAGCCACGCUGUGGGGUGUGCCUUUGCUGCCUGCCUGGAGAGGAAGCAGAGGAGGGAGAAGGAGUGUGGGGUCACAGCUGCCUUUGAUGCCAGCCGCACCAGCUUUGCCCGGGAGGGCUCCUUCCGCCUCACUGGGGGUAGCCGGCCCACUGAGCGGCAGCUACCAGAGAAGAAGAAAGCGGAGGCAGCCGCCGUGCCCGCCGUGCCCACCCCAGGCCCUGCCCAGCCAGGUCACAUGUCCCCAACCCCUGCGGCCACAUCACCCGGGGAGAAGGGAGAAGCAGGUGCGCCAGGGCCAGCUCCUCCGGGCCCCGCGGCCGCUGCCAUCCCUCGGCGCCACGCGCCCCUGGAGCAGCUGGUGCGCCAGGGCUCCUUCCGGGGCUUCCCUGCCCUCAGUCAGAAGAACUCGCCCUUCAAAAGGCAGCUGUCUCUGAGGCUCAAUGAGUUGCCCUCCACCCUCCAGCGGCGCACGGACUUCCAGGUGAAAGGCACAGUGCUGGAGAUGGAGCCCCCAGGGGCCAGUGACAGCGACGGCAUCAAUGCCCUGUGCACACAGAUCAGCUCCUCCUUUGCCAAUACGGGUGCCCCUUUGCCGGGGCCCCAGCCCUCAGCUGCAGGGACCUCCACCUGGACGGAGCCAGCUCUGCCCGCACCACCAUCGGGGCACAAGAGGACACCUUCGGAGGCGGAGCGGUGGUUGGAGGAGGUGGCCCAGGUGGCGAAGGCUCAAAGGCAGCAGCAGCAGCAGCAGCAGCAGCAGCAGCAGCAGCAGCAGCGGCUGCCAGGGCCCAGGCCCCCUGCUGCACCCGCCUCCUUGCCGCCGGCUCUCCAGCCCUUCCCCGCUGCGCCUGCCCCCAUGGCGGUUUUCCUGCCCGCCCCCCACAUGCAGCCUGCCUUUGUGCCCACCUAUCCAGGCCUGGGCUACCAACCGGUGCCCCAGGUGCCCGUGGUGGGCAUCACACCUUCCCAGAUGGUUGCCAAUGCUUUCUGCUCCGCUGCUGCCCCCUCGGCCACCCAGCUCCAGCCUUCGGCCCUGGCUGGGAAGGCUGCCCCCUGCCCCCCACCGCCACCCCCUCGACCCAAUGGGGCCCCCUGGCCUCCUGAGCCUGGACCACCCCCAGCCCCAGAGGCGGACCGCUUCGAGGCUCAGUGGGCAGCACUGGAGGGGAAGCCCCAGUCUGAGCGGCCAUCAAACCCUUUUUCCGGAGACCUCCAUAAGACUUUUGAGAUUGAGCUGUAGCCUGGGGGCCUAAGCCUGUGGGCACCCUUCUGUCCAGCCCAAGUAUCUCUGUACAUCUCCCCCCUCCAUCUGCCCAGCUCCAUGUUCCCUGGGGCUGAACCUCCCACCCUCGUCCUCUCCUCUCCCUUCUACCCACAUUUGUCCAAAGGGAAGAGUUCAUAUUCGGGUCUUGGGUGGCAAAGGGGGGGGUGUAAUUCAGGGAUGGACCCAUGUCACUGCCCCUUAGAACACAAAAUUGGCCUAGCACUGCCCUCCUUCCUUCUCUUCUGAUGUCCUGGGGGAACAGGGGCUGUGUCUCUCCUCUCCCUGUCCCCCCCUCACAAGUAAGAGUUAUUUUCUUCUGUCUGCUCCCCUGGCCUGGGGGUGGAGGGAUGGUGUGUGAGGGGAAAGAUGCCUGCCCCUGGGGUCCAUGCCUGAGCACAAGACAAGGGGCUCCCCCCCCAGCCCAGCCUGCUGCCACUGCCAAUGCCCAGGGGACAUCCAGGCCUCCCCCUCUUGCCCAGGGCUGGGGGUGAGGGAGAGGGAGAAGUGAAGCGAGUAUGGGGCCUGCACAGAGCCUGGGCGGGUUCGGGGAAAGCUGCUCAGUUACCUCACUUCUGUGCCCGCCUCUGAGGCAAGAGGGGAGCAGGGAAUGGAUGCCCGGCGGGCACAGGGGCUGCGCCCAUCACCGCCUGGACUUUUCUAUCUUUUAUCUCCAGAUUUUUUUUUUAUCUAAACCUGCAGAUUUGUAUUAUACAAUGAGAGCCAAUAAAGGAGGAAUAUAAAGAA
Molecule: messenger RNA, 3032 nt
Organism: Phascolarctos cinereus (koala)
Lineage: Eukaryota; Metazoa; Chordata; Mammalia; Diprotodontia; Phascolarctidae
Gene: NUMBL
Product: NUMB like endocytic adaptor protein
Biological process (GO): positive regulation of neurogenesis
Cellular component (GO): cytoplasm
Source: RefSeq, a predicted model, not a curated record